AUGGGGCACCAGGCCAGCAAUCCUGUCAACUUCGAUAGUCCGUCUGCCGCCGCGGCGUUUGGGGCUCUGGGUAUAACUGGUCUUGAGGGUGCGCUGGACAAUGUCAGUGUCGGUCAAUUAGGCGCUUUGGGUGGUAUUGGAAGUGGCGAUGAUGGAAGAGAAGAGCGCUUGAAAGCCGUGAUAGAUCUUUUAAAGCAGAAGAAAGGUCUUGUCAGCGAAGCGGGUCUAGAGAGGUUGACGAAAUCGACAGGUCUAGAAUAUCUAUGGGAUGAAGGAACGAUCAAUGGUGCCAAAUCCAGGACCUUGAUUAUUGCAGGAUCAGCUCUAGCCUUGGAUAUUGUCCUGGUCAACAAUAUCGUGCAGAAGGUGUCUCUUUCCUUUCCCGAAUCGUCGAAGUCGGUUACAAAGGACGUAGCAAAGGCGGAACAAAUUAUUCUUGAAGAUCUCAAGCUUCUACCAACUCAAAGCCCUCUAACCAAAACCCUAGACAAAUUUGCGGCCAACCUCGAACGCCUAGCGAUUUUAGACAAGUCAAGCGUCAUACCUGGUCUUAACACACAUGAAGCCAUUGCCGGGAUAUACGAGAGCUUAGGGAGGCUGCACAGGUGGGACAUCGAUAAGCUUCGCGAGGACGGCUCUCUGGCCGGGAAGGGUGACGAGUUUCUUGCAGUCACAGCGCUCUGUACCCGCCACGGAUCACCAGUGAUGCAUGCCAGAGAUCGAGUUGGGCUCAGCCUAGAUUAUUGGAGAGAGAGGAGACUGCAGCAUUCACAUAGCAUAACAAACGCGUCUCAAGCAUCCGAAGCAUUGAAGACGUGGGCUCUUAUGGUCAGCUGUGCUCCCUUGGGAGGCAUGGUUUACCGCCCGGUACGCGUAUCAGAUAAAUGGAUUUCCACCGAGAUUGAAAAGCUACAUCCUACCGAUGAGGAGCUGCUGUCAAAUACCACUGGUCAACCGAUUCUGGACUGGCAGGAACCGGAGAAUAUCAUUUUACCAAAUGCGGACGGAUCGAAGUCUGACGCGAGCACAGACUUGAUGCAGGCUGAAUCGAUACUGUCAGGGCCAAAAUACCCUGAAGUCAUCUUCAUGGCCAAGUUUGAUCCUCCAGUCGCGGUGCCCUACAGCGUUUGGGAACAUGUACACCAGCUCACGGGUGCAACGGCGUCUGUCACUUCCCUGGAGACAUUUGACAUCCUGCUAUUCCCAAUCCCACCAGGAGCACAUCACGAUCCAGCGGAACCUCGGACAAUAGGCCGCACAAAGAAAGUAUCCUUCGUCUCAAAGGAUGGCGAAACAUCAUUAAAGACACAUGAGAAUACUCUGUUCAUAUAUAAACCGGUGUACGGAAAGACACUGACCGAGGUACCCUUCUCACAUCCGCGGCAACUUGUCGAGAUGUUGCCACUGCUAAGACAGUAUGCUUUCUUAUCUAUCCUCCUGGACAAGAGCUUCGGACCUGAUGAGUGGCCCUUGGACAAACCGGUGCAGAAACCUGCAGAAUCAACUACGUUCACCACGACUGUAAGGGAUGACUUCACAGGGUUCUUGAAUGCAGCUGGAAAGGAAGGGAAGGUGCAGACACAAAGUGUUGUCAAAGAUCUCAAGGUAGAUGUGACAUUGACAGCCCAUCCCUUGCCGCGAUUGCAGGUUGUGUUCCCCUUCAAGGGCACAACAGCCAACAUCAUGGUUGAGAUACAGUUGAACGGUCUGGUUCACAUCGUCUCCCAGAACAUUUUGGGAGAAGACGCAGGACACCUCGAAGAUGCCAGCAAAGGCAAAGGCAGAUCAAUAACGCAGCAAGAUCUUGGACGAGUAUUGGAGAUGGUGGAAGAUAUUGGUAAAUGGUGCGAGUGGAUUCGUAGCCGGUUGGAGUAG
Messenger RNA from Phaeoacremonium minimum UCRPA7, 1875 nucleotides. Its product is annotated as putative glutamine synthetase protein. The coding region runs from base 1 to 1875 and encodes 624 amino acids. The record is from RefSeq and is a predicted model, not a curated record. Gene Ontology annotation, biological process: regulation of transcription by RNA polymerase II. Gene Ontology annotation, molecular function: transcription coregulator activity. Gene Ontology annotation, cellular component: mediator complex. The transcript has 2 exons. Lineage: Eukaryota; Fungi; Ascomycota; Sordariomycetes; Togniniales; Togniniaceae.